Messenger RNA from Phoenix dactylifera (date palm), 769 nucleotides. Its product is annotated as PEBP (phosphatidylethanolamine-binding protein) family protein. The record is from RefSeq and is a predicted model, not a curated record. Lineage: Eukaryota; Viridiplantae; Streptophyta; Magnoliopsida; Arecales; Arecaceae.
AACCCUCAAACCUCUCCCAAAAAAUUCUCAUCAAAGACUUCUCUUUGCGUUACCAAGAAAGAGAAGGCAAAGUAAGCUGAGAAUGGCACAAGAUACGUUGAAGCUUGUUUCCCCAUGCAUCGACCACGAGGGCCGGCUCCCCCGGAAGUACACCCGCGACGGCCAGGGCGCCCGGAAGGACAUCUCGCCGCCGGUGGAGUGGUACGGGGUUCCGGAGGGGACCAAAUCUCUGGCCCUCGUGGUCGAGGACGUGGACGCCCCCGACCCCUCGGGCCCCAUCGUCCCUUGGACCCACUGGGUGGUGGUCAACAUCCCUCCCUCCGUGAAGGGCCUUCCUGAGGGCUUCUCCGGCAAGGAGGAGGAAGUCGGCGGCGACUACGCCGGCAUCAAGGAAGGCACCAACGACUUCAAGCUCCCCGGGUGGCGUGGUUCCAAGCCACCCUCGGCCGGCCACCAUUUCCGGUUCAAGCUCUAUGCCCUCGACGACCUGGUCCAUCUCGGCAACAAGGUAACGAAGGAUAAGCUGUUGGAUUCAAUUGAAGGACGUGUGUUAGGAGAGGCAGAACUGGUGGCCAUCUAUUAAAUCCGCUGAAAGAAACCUUCUGGUCUUUUCCUUAUUUAAAGCUUGAUGUGUUCUUUUCUCUCUCUUUUUUUGGUGUCUACCAUCCCCCUCUUCUGUUAUGCUGAACAUGUGCUAAUUUAAUAAGGCAUGCUUUGAUCGCAAUGUGUUAUAUAUUGAUCCAUUUGCAGUUAUUCCAGACUUUUAGAC